This is a messenger RNA of Penicillium waksmanii, 1275 nucleotides long. RefSeq names its product carbamoyl-phosphate synthase (glutamine-hydrolyzing) CPA1 (gene cpa1). Lineage: Eukaryota; Fungi; Ascomycota; Eurotiomycetes; Eurotiales; Aspergillaceae. The transcript has 2 exons. The record is from RefSeq and is a predicted model, not a curated record. Gene Ontology annotation, cellular component: carbamoyl-phosphate synthase complex; cytoplasm. The coding region runs from base 1 to 1275 and encodes 424 amino acids. Gene Ontology annotation, biological process: L-arginine biosynthetic process.
AUGUUCACCAACCUCUUUAAGGCCAUGCCUGCCCGGGCCGGCGCCUUCGCCUCUAUGAAGACGCCCGUCCAGGCUCGCUUUAUGGCUACUGUUCGCCAGCGGGCUGCCAUGGAGCCUGCUACCUUCACCAUUCGUGAUGGCCCCAUGUUCACCGGCAAGUCGUUCGGUGCUCGCUCCAACAUCUCCGGCGAGGCCGUCUUCACCACCUCUCUGGUCGGAUACCCCGAGUCUCUGACCGAUCCCUCCUACCGCGGCCAGAUUCUGGUCUUCACUCAGCCUCUCAUCGGUAACUACGGUGUUCCCUCGGCUGAGAAGGACGUCAAUGGCCUUCUCAAGUACUUCGAAUCCCCCAACCUGCAGGCGGCCGGUGUUGUCGUCGCCGAUGUCGCCGAGCAGUACAGCCACUGGACUGCCGUUGAGAGUCUGGGGUUCGUCCUGGCCAAGAUCACUGUUGGCGAGGAGUACGACGCCAACGAGGACGAGGCUUUCACCGAUCCCGAACAGAUCCACCUGGUGCGUCAGGUCAGCACCAAGCAGCCUUUCCACAUCAGCGCUCCCGAUCCCACCUCGCACGUUGCUGUGAUCGACUGCGGUGUCAAAGAGAAUAUCCUGCGGAGUCUGGUUGGCCGUGGCUCUAGUGUCACCGUCUUCCCCUUCGACUACCCCAUCCACAAGGUGGCCCACCACUUCGAUGGUGUCUUCAUCUCCAACGGCCCUGGUGACCCUACCCACUGCCAGGACACUGUCUUCCACCUGCAGCGCCUGAUGGAGUCAUCCCAGGUCCCCAUCUUCGGUAUCUGCCUGGGUCACCAGCUACUGGCUCUGGCCGCCGGUGCUAGCACCAUCAAGCUCAAGUACGGUAACCGCGCUCACAACAUCCCGGCCCUGGACCUGAGCACUGGUCGCUGCCACAUCACCAGCCAGAACCACGGUUAUGCUGUUGACGCUUCCACCCUGCCCUCGGACUGGAAGCCGUACUUCACCAACCUGAACGAUGCUAGCAACGAAGGCAUGAUUCACAAGUCUCGUCCCAUCUUCAGCACCCAGUUCCACCCCGAGGCCAAAGGCGGUCCCCUCGACUCCUCCUACCUCUUCGACAUCUACCUCGAUAGCGUGCUCAAGUACAAGCACAGCCAGGCCGGUCUGUACCCUCAGCGUGACAGCCGCCCCAGCCCCAUGCUGGUCGAUCUGCUUGCCAAGGAACGUGUCGGCGUCCAGCCGACCAUUGGCAUGCAGAACGUGGCCGCCGCCGCUGCCGCUGCUGCCGCCGCAUAA